UCGCCUCGCUAGCGCGGCGGCGGCGAGGGCAGGGCAGCGCCUGUAACUGGAAACCAAAGCCUUCACCGUCACCGCCCGGCCACUUUCCAUUCACUCCUAGGUGCUUAAUUGCGGGCUGGGGAGAAGCGCUCCUGCUGCCUUAGGAGUCCAGCUACAAGGAUUAUUUUACAAAGGAGCCCGGAGUACCUUUGCAACCACCGGGAAGAGAGACUUUUCUUUAUUUUUUUUUUUAUUUUCCCCCCACACAGUGAGCCAGGUUUGGAAUUAAAAUGUUCUGGUGACAGGAGUGGAGUCUGUAAACUGAUAGAAACCAGAUAGAAAUCUGUAUUACUGGUUCCUCCAAUAGCUGGGUUUUGUUUCUUGGAUAUUAAGUUGCAAAUCUGAAGAGAGAUGGCAUUUCUUGCACUGCACGUGUUGAUUGGGAUAUUUAUUUACGUUAGCAGUGUAAAAGGAUCUUCCCAGCCUCAAGCAAGGGUGUUUUUAACAUUCAAUGAGCUGCAAGAAACUAAGACCUCUGAAUAUCACAGGAUAUCCCACAGUCCCCUGGAUUACAGGAUAUUAUUAAUGGAUGAAGAUCAGGAUCGGAUCUAUGUGGGCAGCAAAGAUCAUAUUCUGUCUUUGAAUAUUAAUAAUAUAAGCCAGGACCCUCUCAGUAUUUUCUGGCCAGCAUCAGCAAACAAGGUUGAAGAGUGCAAAAUGGCUGGCAAAGAUCCUACACAUGGCUGUGGAAAUUUUGUGCGUGUGAUACAGUCGUACAACCGCACACACCUGUAUGUCUGCGGCAGCGGCGCCUUCAGCCCCGUGUGUGUGUAUGUCAACAGAGGGCGCAGGUCUGAGGAACAAAUCUUCAAGAUUGACUCCAAGUGUGAAUCAGGAAAGGGACGCUGUUCUUUCAACCCUAAUGUGAACACGGUGUCUGUUAUGAUCAAUGAAGAGCUUUUUUCAGGAAUGUAUAUUGAUUUCAUGGGGACGGAUGCGGCCAUUUUUCGGAGUCUGACCCGGAGGAAUGCAGUGCGAACUGACCAGCACAACUCCAAGUGGCUGAGUGAGCCUAUUUUUGUGGAUGCUCAUGUUAUCCCAGAUGGCACGGACCCCAACGAUGCCAAAAUCUACUUCUUCUUCAAAGAGAGACUCACAGACAACAGCGGCAGCACAAAGCAAAUUCAUUCAAUGAUUGCAAGAAUAUGCCCAAAUGACACAGGUGGUCAGCGUAGUCUUGUGAACAAGUGGACAACAUUCUUGAAAGCAAGACUUGUGUGCUCAGUAAUGGAUGAAGAUGGAACAGAAACAUACUUUGAUGAAUUAGAGGAUGUGUUUCUUUUAGAGACAGAUAACCCCAGAACAACGCUUGUGUAUGGAAUUUUUACAACAUCAAGCUCCAUAUUUAAAGGCUCAGCCGUGUGUGUGUAUCAUCUAUCUGACAUCCAGACCGUGUUCAAUGGGCCAUUUGCACACAAGGAGGGCCCAAACCACCAGCUGAUUCCAUAUCAGGGCAGAAUUCCGUACCCGCGACCUGGCACCUGUCCAGGAGGAGCCUUCACACCUAAUAUGCGGACAACCAAAGAGUUUCCAGAUGAUGUUGUGACCUUCAUCAGGAAUCACCCUUUGAUGUUUAAUCCCAUUUACCCAAUACACAAGAGGCCAUUGAUCAUCCGGAUAGGAGCCGACUACAAGUAUACAAAGAUUGCUGUGGAUCGAGUGAAUGCUGCUGAUGGAAGAUACCACGUCUUGUUUCUUGGAACAGAUCAAGGAACCGUACAAAAAGUUGUUGUCUUACCCACCAAUUUCUCUGCAAGUGGAGAACUCAUUUUAGAAGAGCUGGAGGUUUUUCAGAGUAAUUCUCCUAUAACAACAAUGAAGAUUUCAUCUAAAAAGCAACAGUUGUACGUGAGCUCAGACGAAGGGGUCACCCAGGUAUCCUUGCAUCGCUGCCACAUCUACGGGACAGCCUGCGCUGACUGCUGCCUAGCCCGAGAUCCGUACUGCGCCUGGGAUGGCAGCUCCUGCUCCAGGUUUUAUCCUACAGGGAAAAGGAGGAGUCGUAGGCAAGACGUGAGACAUGGAAACCCUCUGACUCAGUGCCGAGGUUUCAACCUGAAAGCAUACAGAAACGCUGCAGAAAUAGUUCAGUAUGGAGUAAAAAACAACACCACCUUUCUCGAAUGCACACCCAAAUCUCCUCAGGCUUCUAUUAAAUGGCUGCUACAGAAAGAAAAUGACAGGAGGAAAGAGGUCAAGCUGAAUGAGAGGAUCAUAGCUACUGAGCAAGGACUCCUCAUUCGCUCUGUCCAAGACAGCGACCGGGGGCUUUACCACUGCAUCGCAACAGAGAACAGCUUCAAGCAGACCUUAGCAAAGAUCAAUUUCAAAGUGUUGGAUUCAGAGAUGGUGGCCUUCAUGACUGACAAGUGGUCCCCUUGGACCUGGGCCAGCUCGGUGCGAGCGCUGCAGUUCCACCCAAAGGACUUUGUGGGAGCUUUCAGCCACUCAGAAAUGCAGAUGAUUAACCAGUACUGCAAAGACAGUAGACAGCAAGGUCAGCAGAGGGAAGAAUCCCAGAAGAUGAGAGGGGACUACAGCAAACUAAAGGCUCUUAUCAAUAGCAGGAAAAGUAGAAAUAGAAGGAAUCAAUUACCUGGAUCUUAAUUUUAUUUUGUAGUAAUAGAUAUCUUUGUCCUUACUGUAGGGGGCUUAUAUUUGUCUGUUGAGAACAAAUUUGAGCAAAUCUGAUGAAAAAUUAAAUGAAAAUCCAACAAGCCUCAGAAAAGAUCCUCCUCCCAGUAAAAUGCAGUGUAACUUAACUAAAGAAAAUAACGCAGAGCAUUUUCUUUUCUGGAUGCCUACUGACACUAGGUUGGGCUCUGUCCUAGAAGCAGAACUGAGUAUUCAUCUUAAACCAGAUUCACAUUUAACAUCUCAGUAUUUAAUUACAGUUGAAUAGAAGUUUUUACAAAAUCAAUGCAUUAUCUUGCAGCUCUGGAACUGUACCAACCAGACUGGUGGUGAAAGAAUCUGGGUUAAGAUGCAUGCUUGAAGUAGGAUGGUACUAAGAUUUCCUUGCACUGCAUUUAAGAACAUGAGUUCCUUCUUGUUUACUGUUCAAUAUUGGGUUUACAGCUUUCACUCAUUGUUCAAAUCAUGUAAAUGCAUGCUGAUAGGAAGCAAGUAAAGUAUAGUAGAAAUGUUUCAUUCAUUCAGAGUUCAAAUGAAGGAACGAGUAGAAGAAAAAAAAAAUUAUACUUUAUCAGAGGAAACACUGAUUAUUGUGCAUAGUAUGAGUUGUAAUAAAUUCAUGAGUUCUGGAAUGUAACUUAAAAUAUUUCUGCUCAUAUUGAUUUUUAUUAAAAUAGGGUGUCCUAUAACACUACAUAGCUUUAUAAGUGGCACAAAGCUAACAUGAGAAUGUUCAUUAUACAUACAAUUUUGAAAAACACCUAAGUGACUUAGGUAUUUUAGCUAUUUUUCAAAGAAUUACACUCCAGUUUUUUUCAAAGGACAGAAUGUGGGUAUACAGUAUAGUGUUUACCCAGAAAUGAAAAACAUAGAUUAUCUUUAAUCUGUUCCAUGAUUAAAUUGGAGAUGGUCUGCAAUGUAGAAACAAGUCAUAAGUGUCUUUGAAAAUUUUAAAACAUGAUUUUUUCAACUGUUUUCUCAAAGUUGCAAAUAUUUUAACUGAAAUU
This is a messenger RNA of Pygoscelis adeliae (Adelie penguin), 3680 nucleotides long. It is a transcript of the gene SEMA3C, whose product is annotated as sema domain, immunoglobulin domain (Ig), short basic domain, secreted, (semaphorin) 3C. The record is from RefSeq and is a predicted model, not a curated record. Gene Ontology annotation, molecular function: chemorepellent activity; semaphorin receptor binding. Gene Ontology annotation, biological process: axon guidance; negative regulation of axon extension involved in axon guidance; negative chemotaxis. The transcript has 18 exons. Lineage: Eukaryota; Metazoa; Chordata; Aves; Sphenisciformes; Spheniscidae. Bases 391 to 2646 code for a protein of 751 amino acids.